AAUGCAAAAUGGAGACGCCGUACAAGUUGCGAUGUAAUAUUAUUGGUCAUGAAAAAGAUGUUAGGGUCGUUUGUUCUACGAUUUUCCCUGAAAAUGGAAUUCUGUCUGGCUCAAGAGAUGUCUCGGCGAGAAUUUGGGUUCCAAUAGAAAUGGACAAUGGUUUUCAAGAGGGUCAUGUUAUGCGAGGCCACAGCAACUUUGUUUCUAGUGUUUGUGUUAUGCCCCCAGAUGAGAAAUAUCCACAAGGAUUGGUAUUUACUGGAAGCAACGAUUCAACGAUUUUAGCAUUUACUCUAGACUCUCCCCAACCCAUAUUUAAAUUGACAGGUCACACAAACACAGUUUGUGCUCUAUCAGCUGGAAAGUUUGGCUUUCUAUUGAGUGGAUCAUGGGAUAAAACAGCACGUGUAUGGUUAAAUCAGAAAACUGUCAUGACAUUAGAAGGUCAUGAAGCAGCUGUAUGGGCUGUAGCUACAAUGUCUGAACAAGGGGUUAUGUUAACAGGUUCAGCUGAUAGAACUAUUAAACUAUGGAAAGCAGGAAAAUGUCUACAGACUUUUAUUGGUCAUGAAGAUUGUGUGAGAGGUCUAGCAGCUGUCCGUCCCGGUGAAUUCUUAUCCUGUUCCAAUGAUGCUACAAUUAAAAGAUGGUUGACUAGUGGUGAUUGUAUAGGGACAUAUUAUGGUCAUACUAAUUAUGUGUACAGUAUAGCGUUAUUACCUAAUGGUGAAGAUUUUGUUACAAGUGGUGAAGAUAGAACAGUACGGGUGUGGAAGGGUAGUGAAUGUGUACAAACUAUACCACAUCCUAUUCAAUCUGUAUGGUCUGUUUGUACACUUGCUAAUGGAGACAUUGUGUCAGGUGCUAGUGAUGGUUUAAUAAGAGUGUUUACAACUUGUCCAGAAAGAAGAGCUCCUGAGGAUGAAUUACAGGCAUUUGAAGAAGCGUUGGCAGCAUCUACGAUUCCAACUCAACUCGGUGAUAUUAAAAUGGAAGACUUACCCGGUCCAGAAGCAUUGAUUAAUCCAGGUCGUAAAGAUGGUCAGACAAAGAUGGUAAAGGAUGGUGAUAAAGUACAGUUAUAUAAUUGGGAUGCGUCUGCUAGUAAAUGGAAUAAAGUAGGAGACAUUGUUGGUUCUGCUGGUGGCACACAAGCUACAUCUGGUAAAACAUUAUAUCAAGGAAAGGAAUAUGAUUUUGUAUUUAGUGUUGAUAUACAAGAAGGACAGCCACCAUUAAAGUUACCUUACAAUACAAGUGAAGACCCUUGGUUUGCUGCACAAAGAUUUUUAGAUGAAAAUCAAUUAUCUCAACUCUUCUUAGAUCAAGUAGCAAACUUUAUAGUAGACAAUACGAAAGGUGUGACUUUAGGAACUGGUGGAAAUCUCGGUGGUGAUCCUCUUACAUCUGGAGGAAGAUAUAUACCAGGUAGUGGAGGUGCUAAUGGUGUUGGUACUGGUGGUGGUGAUCCAUUUACAGGAUCUGGACGGCAUGUACCAUCUUAUACUGAUCAGACACGAUCUAAUGCAUCUCAUGGUGCUGAUCCAUUUACCGGUUCUGGUAGUUAUAAUCCUGUUGGUGUUACAAAGGCUUCUACAACAAACACCUAUUUUCCUGUUAGAAAAUGUGUUACUUUUACACAGUCUAAUCCAGCUCAGAUCAUGGGUAAAUUAAAGGAGUUUAAUCAGUCUGUAGGUGGUGAUAAAGCUGUUAGUGACAUAGAAUUAGAAAGUUUAUCAACAUUUAUAACAGGACAAUCAUCAACUGAUCAACAAAUAGCUGUAUUAUGUAAACUUUUACUCUGGCCAGAAAAUGUUAUAUUUCCAGCUCUUGAUAUUUUAAGACUAGGGAUGCUGUACCCUGAUGUAAAUCGUCUUUUUACUGGUAAAGCUGGUUUCCUUGAGGGUCUUUAUCAGUAUUUAUCAGCAGACCAGCCUACAGCAAAUCAAAUGCUGGCUCUUAGAAUCAUUGCUAAUGCUUUCAGCCAACCAGGAGGCUUAAAGAGUAACUUUGAAAAUUGUGAAAAUCUUCUUACAGCCAUAUUGAAGCUGAAAGAUUCCUCCAACAAAAAUAUACAGAUAGCUAUUGCUACUAUUUUGUUAAAUUUUGCUGUGUCCUUUUUUGGAAUAGAUGAUUUGGAAAAAAAAUCUCUGUGUAUAUGUGCCGCAGGUUCAUUACUGGAAGGAAGUCUGGAUAACGAAGCUGCAUUUAGAUUAAUUGUGUGUAUAGGAACCUUUAUAAACGAUGAUGACAAGGCUAAAGUGUUAGCCGUAUCAAUAGAUUUACCAGCUAUUCUGUCCAAAUAUAAAGUUCUAACAGAACCUAAGAAAUUAACGGAAAGUGCAACAUUAUUACAUAAUUGUUUUGGAUGAAAAAGAUUCUGCAAUAAAAUAUAUCUGUGAAAUUGUUGAAUAAAUUAUUUUAAAAC
Molecule: messenger RNA, 2428 nt
Organism: Patella vulgata (common limpet)
Lineage: Eukaryota; Metazoa; Mollusca; Gastropoda; Patellidae
Product: phospholipase A-2-activating protein
Exons: 12
Coding region: 9-2372 (787 amino acids)
Biological process (GO): proteasome-mediated ubiquitin-dependent protein catabolic process; ubiquitin recycling
Cellular component (GO): nucleus; cytoplasm
Molecular function (GO): ubiquitin binding
Source: RefSeq, a predicted model, not a curated record